AGUUCCCGCACUGGUCGGAGAUUCCGCUUCCACGCCGGCUGUAAGCAUUUCAAGACUUUUGGGUCCUCUUGGAGUUCCACAGGUGAGUCAUUACGCAACAUGUGCGUGUCUCAGUGACAAGCGGCAGCAUCCUACUUUCUUCAGGACCAUCCCCAGUGAUCACCAUCAAGCGGCAGCACUGGCACGGAUGGUCAAGCACUUCGGAUGGACGUGGAUCGGAGCUGUGCGCAGUGAUUCAGACUACGGGAACAAUGGCAUGGCAUCAUUCCUGAAAGCUGCGGAGCGGGAGGGAAUCUGCGUGGAGUAUUCUGAGGCCUACUACAGGACCCAGCCACGCAGUAAAUUGAAAAGAGUGGCUGAUGUUAUUCGCAAAUCAUCGGCUCGCGUAAUAGUUGCCUUCAUGGCGGUAGGUGAUAUAAAAUUUCUCUUAGAAGAGCUGAGCCAGCAGCCUCCUCCCCCGAUGCAGUGGAUCGGCAGCGAGGCGUGGGUUACAGACCCCCAAAUGAUGCGGUUUAAUUUUUGUAUUGGUGCUGUAGGUUUCGCAAUUCCGCGGUCUGUUAUCCCUGGUUUUCGUAAUUUUCUACUUGACCUGUCUCCAGAACAAGCGCUUAAAUUCCCCCUGCUGACAGAAUUAUGGGAAAGUUCAUUCAGCUGUAGUCUAAAACGGCAGACAGGUUCUUCCACUGGAAUGCCAGCGUGUUAUGGCACGGAGGACCUGCGCGCUAUACAGAACCCGUACACAGACACGUCCCAGUUGAGGAUCAGUAACAUGGUGUACAAAGCCACAUAUGCUAUAGCGCAUGCCCUCCAUAGCAUCAUCUGCAACGAAAAACAAUGUGACAAAAACAUCAAAGUUGAGCACCGACGUGUUUUUGAUCAACUCAAGCGAGUGAAUUUUACUAAAAAUAAUUAUCCCGUUUCAUUCGACACCAAUGGAGACCCUGUGGCCAGAUAUGAACUUGUGAACUGGCAACUUAAAGGAGAUGGUUCUGUCGAUUUUGUGACAGUGGGUCAAUAUGAUGCAUCCAAGCCUAAAGGCCAAGAAUUCAGUCUGAACAGAGCUAUCAUUUGGUAUGAUAGCAGUGAAAAGGUGCCUGUGUCUGUGUGCAGUGAUAGCUGUCUUCCAGGUACGAGGAAGGCGGUGAAAAAUGGAAGACCUGUCUGCUGUUAUGACUGCAUUAACUGUGCAGACGGAGAGAUCAGCAAUGAGACAGGAUUUACAUCAGCUCCAGUCUGGAUCCAGAACACCUAAGAGAUGAUGCCAACCCCUCAGAGGACCUCAGAUGAUGCUUACCCUGAAACAACAUACAGAACUACCAAUUAUUACUACAGGGCGGACAUCAGGCUUUGCAGCAAUCACCUGAUAGAUAGGCCUACAUGUAUAGUUAAUUCAUUCAAAAGUCAAAUACAGAAUAAAUACAUUUGAUUGGUAAGCCAAAUUAAAAAGUGACGUUUCAAUCUCUAAUGAUAAUAUAUGGAAUUUACGGCAAAGCUCCAAUAAAUAAUACAACAGCGCCAUCGUCCACACAGAUUUUAGGUUUGAUUAUUAACUUGAUGGAUGUAUUUUAUUUUAAGGUUAUUAUUUAUUUGUAUUUUGACAUA
Messenger RNA from Carassius auratus (goldfish), 1602 nucleotides. RefSeq names its product extracellular calcium-sensing receptor. Bases 188 to 1252 code for a protein of 354 amino acids. Gene Ontology annotation, cellular component: plasma membrane. The transcript has 5 exons. Gene Ontology annotation, molecular function: G protein-coupled receptor activity. Lineage: Eukaryota; Metazoa; Chordata; Actinopteri; Cypriniformes; Cyprinidae. Gene Ontology annotation, biological process: G protein-coupled receptor signaling pathway. The record is from RefSeq and is a predicted model, not a curated record.